Laccaria bicolor S238N-H82 is the source of this 1581-nucleotide messenger RNA. RefSeq lists its product as uncharacterized. The record is from RefSeq and is a predicted model, not a curated record. Lineage: Eukaryota; Fungi; Basidiomycota; Agaricomycetes; Agaricales; Hydnangiaceae. The transcript has 4 exons. Bases 1 to 1581 code for a protein of 526 amino acids.
AUGAAAUGUAGCCUGGAUUCUCUCGCUCCCGAACUUAUACAGCAAAUCGGUACAGAGCUGGGAAAGGAUGUAACGAAACUGCGCCUCGUUUGCAAGAGGAUGAGCGCCGUGCUCGAAUCGCACAUUCUCCGGUCGAUUUCCAUUAAUAUUACGAAAAAUCGACUCGACACUGGCAUUUCCCAGCUCACGACACUGGCUACACAGAGUAGCGAUUCUGCUUCAGCUACAUUUAAGCUGCACGUCCGCAACCUUUGUCCCUCAAUGGAUCCAUCCGAUCACUCCGCACGCUAUGUAUUCGACUCCGAUAUACGGAAAUGGCUGGAGAAGGCGCCCAGUCCAGACCCUCCUGACGUGAAGAUUGCAGAGGAAAAGAUGUUGGCCAUGCUCCAUGUAGCUAUCGCCUCUUUAAGCAACUUGCAGAGUCUCAAAUGGAACGUUGGUCAACACGAUUCAAAGUGGACACCAGCGGCUGUCGUGGAUGCAAUGAAAACGCUUCCAAGCCUCAAGUCCUUGGAAUUGGUUUUAGAAGAUGUUGUUGCAGGCCUCCAACUAGAUUCUCUACGCAAUUUGGAGAGCAUCAAGAUUUUUGGACCCAGUCAUUACUGCUUCAGGGAUAUCAUGGAGCCUCUGACGCUAUUGAUUGCAAAUUCACCGAAUCUCCACACCAUCCACGUGGGUCCGACCUACAGUUAUGGGGAUGGUCCAGCAACAACACUUCAUCGCCUCGUAAAGUUUUGCCCUUCAGAUCGCGUCUUGCCGCUGAAAGAUCUGGGUUUGCGGAGCUUGUUCGUCAAACUCGACAACAUAACUGUUCCUCAUCUUCGACAUUUGACGUCCUUGACACUACUCAAUGUUAGGACAGCGAAAUCUGAUUCGGACGCGUUGUCCAUCGAUAAUGGAGAGAUAUCUCAUCCCGACGAGAUCUGGGUGACAUUGAAGGCGAUCAACGUCCAUCUCAACGAAACCGAUGUUGACGACAGCUGCGCUGCCUUUCUCGAUUAUAUCUCUUCAUACUCGGGUUUGAAGAGGUUACGUUUGGCACCCAAUAACUUUUCAGCCCGGGAGGACUCGGAUCUUGCUGCCAACUGCUUUUACGGCUCCUCUUUAGGCAGGCAUGUGAACUCCCUUGAGGAACUCAGUGUUAGGCCCCCAUUUGAAGGAGAGUGGUGUUUUGGAGACAGGGCUCUCUUAGUGAUCUCGCAGUGCAGGAAAUUGAAGCUUCUUGAGGGUAGCCUUGUCUCAGGAUCCUUCAAAGAACCCGCGGACGAUGCUGUUAAAUCGUUAAUCGAUCUCACAACGCAAGUCCCUAGGCUGAAGAAACUGAUCAUUAAUCCCUCGAAUUUGGAGUGCUUCCGCUGGGCUAGAUGUGGUAAUCCAGCGAUGAGCCACUUUCAGUGGGUGAACACGCAGGUCUCGAGAUGCAUCAAUGAGUACGAGGCCAGUGAGUCCUUCGAACCUGUUCCUUUGAUCGUCGCGGACUCCAGGAAGUUUGUAACCGUGACGCUACCCAGUGCAAGCACAGGCGGAGUAACAUUGAGGUACCAAUGCGACUCUGAUGAAGAUGAAGAAGGCGAUUACUAG